AUGCGCUUCAUCAACCUCGGUAUGCCAAAACGCCGCGCCAAACAAGCAUGCCUCCAUUGUAGAAGUAGAAAGAUCCGGUGCGACCUGGCCUUUGGAGGCUCACCCUGUCUAAACUGCCGUUUGGAUGAGGUCCACUGUGAGGUCAGGGGCCGGAAGCCAAAGCGCAGAAAGCUCGAAACGAAGAAGGCCGAAGUCACCAACAAGACCAGCACUACCUCUGCGACCACUAUCCUCGACAACAUCUGGCUCCAGGAUGGCAUGUUUACAACUAACGAAGACUCUUCUUUUGGGGACUGCCCAUUCUCAUCCUCGAAUCCCUCACCAUGGCAUCUCGACAACGUGCAAAUAGAGUCUACAAAUGCUAGGUCGGAAAGCGACAACGCGACGUCGGAUCCGACAGAUGACGGCCUUGCUUUUCUAAUUGAUCCGGAUCUGAGUAAACUUCCUCCAGAUGAUGUUAGCUUCUUACGACAACAAGGAUGCUUGAACGUUCCGCCUCGACCUAUACUCGAUGAAUUUAUCCGGGAAUACUUUCUACACGUGCACCCAAUGCUCCCAUUGAUGGACGAAUGCGUGUUCUGGGAACAAUACGGACAGAAGAAGAAUAAAUUAUCUCUAUUCUUGGUCCAGGCGAUGAUGUUUGCCUCUUGCAGCUUCGUGCCUGAAUCUGUGACGAAAGAAUUGGGGUUUGAAUGCCCUCGCCUUGCGGCUGCGAGGUUUUACCAACGAGCCAAGCUUCUUUAUGUCUUCGACAUCGAACCCUCUGCCGUUGACCUAGCACGGGGCGCUUUGCUCCUUACCUUCUUGCCUGUCUCAUCAGGCAACGAUCACCCAACGCCCAACUCAGUAUGGUUGAUAAGAGCGAUCAAACACGCCGAAAGCCUUGGUGCCAACCUUGUAAGACACAUUAAUGGACCAGACACAGCUUCACUAAAGCGUCUCUGGUGGUGUUGCAUCAUCCGUGACCGCAGUAUUUCUCUUGGACAGAGGCGAUGUGUACAGAUUCCUGGUCAAUACCCGUUACCAGUCGAAGAGGACUUCAGCUCCGAGUUCAACGGGUCUUUGGUCUAUACACCACACACAAAAGCCCAGCUAUUCAGGAUAUUCCGUCGAUUGAUGGAAUUUUGCUAUACGGUAGUAGAUUUGCUUCAGCUUAUGGCUCGACAUCGCAGUGCUUCACGUUACAAAGAGACUGUAUGUGGUGAUGACCGCAAAAUUCUAUCUAGAUGCAGGGAAGAUCUUUCGGCUUGGUUCAGUGCCACCGGAGAAGAGUUCCUCGAAUUGGGCCACGGAAGUCAGCAACGACAUCCGUCUGUUAUUAUCUACACAAACUUUGUGUACAUACAAUACUAUACAGCUAAACUACUACUCCAUCAUCAAAAACUCAUAUUUGAUGUUGGCCUGUCUGAUUUGACUGAGGUUCUCCCCUCUGCCCUGGUCGACGAGGUUCGUUCUGCUACCUUUCGCUUUAUCGACCAUCUGUCAGAGCCCGUCAGACUUGGCCUUGCACGUUUUCUGCCCAUCAGUGUGGCUGCCUUUGCCGCUGUUCCCAUAGCGAUGCAUGUAUUCGAAGCUAGGCUCGGCGGUCAUGCCACAGCAAAUCAGAGGCGGCUUCGCAUAUUGAUCGAAAUGUUAGAGGCAUAUCAACCCCGAUUUGAGGGUAUUGAACCCCUGGGCCUUCUAGUUCGCCAAACUGUCAGCUCCGUUGAGAGUGGUCUGACGAGUCAAUGGAAGGGCUGCCUACGAAGCUGGACAGACAUUAUAGCCUAUCAGCCAUACCAGUAUUUGAGCUGUACGUCAGAGAUGGAACGAGUUCUGUGUUCUUCACAAUCACUGCAAGGCUGUUCCAUGUCGAGCAGUAGCUGGUCUGCUAUGAUGGAAUACUGCCGCCCCUCGAAAACCGCGAUCUCACCGAAUGUUUCUGAUGCUGUUGAAGGUCUGGAAAGUAUUCACUGCCUUGAUUCUCUUGAUUUAGUAACAGAAACGGACGAAUCUAGUACAUCUCUGUCUGAUGAACAGAUAUUUGAUUUAUAUAGCCUGGACUGUGAUCCAUUUGCUAGCAUGGAGCUUGAAGAUAGAGAGCUAGAGAGCAGUGAAGAUGGAGUGGACCUCUUGGAUGAGACAUUAAAAGAAUUUUAG
Messenger RNA from Fusarium mangiferae, 2139 nucleotides. RefSeq lists its product as uncharacterized. Bases 1 to 2139 code for a protein of 712 amino acids. Gene Ontology annotation, biological process: regulation of DNA-templated transcription; DNA-templated transcription. Gene Ontology annotation, molecular function: zinc ion binding; DNA-binding transcription factor activity, RNA polymerase II-specific; DNA binding. The record is from RefSeq and is a predicted model, not a curated record. The transcript is spliced from 6 exons. NCBI's taxonomy places the organism in Eukaryota, Fungi, Ascomycota, Sordariomycetes, Hypocreales, Nectriaceae.